AAUCGGUCCCUAAAAAGGCAUUUCUGUCGCACUUUCGCCGCUAAUUGUCACUGAAUUCAGUGUUGAAUCCAUUGCGCGGACCAAUUGGUGGUGAUGUCUGGCAUUGCGAGCGCGAGACUCGCGGAGGAACGGAAGGCGUGGCGAAAGAAUCACCCGUUUGGGUUUAUCGCCCGUCCCGUCAAGAAUACCGACGACACUCUGAACCUGAAGGACUGGGAGUGUGCCAUACCCGGCAAGACUGGGACCCCAUGGGAGGGCGGCCUCUAUAAGCUUCGGAUGCUGUUUAAGGACGACUACCCGUCCACUCCUCCCAAAUGUAAGUUCGAGCCGCCGCUCUUCCACCCAAACGUCUAUCCCUCGGGAACGGUAUGUCUGUCGCUGUUGGACGAGGAGAAGGACUGGCGUCCGGCCAUCACUAUUAAGCAGAUCUUAGUGGGCAUUCAGGACCUCUUGAAUGAGCCCAACAUCAAAGACCCGGCGCAGGCCGAGGCCUAUACUAUCUACUGUCAAAACCGUUUGGAGUACGAGAAGAGAGUGAGAGCUCAGGCGAAGUCAAUGGCACCCGACGAGUGACACACCAUUCCCGGCACCGGCACUCCAUUCCGCCGCAGAUUUUGCAUUAAAUUGAGAUUUAUUUUUGUUUUUUGAAUGUAAUCUAAAAACUGAUUUAAAAUUCUUUUAUUCUUCAUAUUUAUUACAAAUAUUAAUACAUUUUCUGUUGUUUUCUACAAAAUCUAAAGUUUCGCUUAAAAUCUCUUAAAAUUAAUUUGUUUGAGAAAAAUAUCAAAUUUUCAUUCAAUAACUUAUUUGUGUUUUAUUUCCCGUA
Messenger RNA from Oppiella nova, 826 nucleotides. Lineage: Eukaryota; Metazoa; Arthropoda; Arachnida; Sarcoptiformes; Oppiidae. The record is from the annotation of a GenBank genome assembly.